Molecule: messenger RNA, 688 nt
Organism: Scylla paramamosain (green mud crab)
Lineage: Eukaryota; Metazoa; Arthropoda; Malacostraca; Decapoda; Portunidae
Exons: 4
Coding region: 3-416 (137 amino acids)
Source: RefSeq, a predicted model, not a curated record
CUAUGAGCUCUUUUUUCACCGGACACAUCACACCAAAUGUAUAUAUAGCCGCCGUUAGAGCCACACUUUCAGUAGGCAGGUGCACCGUCGUCAUGAAGCUGCUGGUGCUCUUUCUCUUUGGUGUCAUCACAUCCGCAGCGCCACCACCCACUAUCCCGUUACACCAGCAACAUGUUAACGACGGCGACGAGUAUCCGAAGUUCCUCAGGGACAUUCCGUCGCUGAGCUCCAUUUUCGGCAAUUACGGGGUGGUUCUCCCGAACGGACGAAAACGGGCACCAGCAACAGAGAAUCCACUUCCUCCCCUGGCUGACAGACCGUUUCUUCGAGAUCCGCAGUCACACUGUAGUGAUUCCAGGACAAAACACACAUUCAGUGUGACUCAUCCUUUCAGUGAUUCUCUUGGUGAUGAUUAGGUGACUAAGUUUCCGUUUCUCGGACAGUCACAUUCUCGCUGACUCACUCCACCACUGACCACCACUAGGAGUCACCGGAACACAUCCACGACUCAAUCACCAUCGAGCUGUAGACACCUGCCUGAUAUCACUCUCCACCUGCAGAGAACAAAACACUAAUUGGUUAAUUAAUUGGAAGUUUUAUCUUGGAUCAGCAACAUCAAGGUCAUAUGCCGCGGUAGCAAAACAUACACCAAGAUAUGUAGCUUAAUCAAAUAAAUAAAGGAAAUCAA